AUGAUGCCUGAACGGCAGCCUCAAAGCAUUGCUUUUCGCCGUGCCUCGGAUGGAUGCACACUCCUGGGAGUAAACAAAUCCGAACGUCGCACUGCCACCAGUUCAAGACUGUUCCGACGCCGCUUAACGGAAGCAACGUCUCCCUCCACAAACUCCCCGGAACCGCUCCCUCCGUCUUUAUCCAGCAUCUACCGAACGUACAAGCGCGAGACGUCGACUGUGAUCGGCUGGCUCACAUCCUUUGAUAAAAAGGCUGACAACUCCAAGGAUGACCAGAAUCCUAUACCGCGAGAGUUGACUGUACGCCAGAUCGCGGAUCGUGCUCGCAAGGCCGCACGCGUGGGAACUAGACCACCGAAGAACAUCGAGCCGGCGUUCAAGAUGGUCAUCAUGAAUCGCAGCAGAUUGACUAGGCACUACGAGUCACUAUCAUUAUCUUCUCAAAGCAUUCAAGACUCGACUGAAGGCCACAAGGUCUUCAACGAGACAUUAGCUGAGGCUUACAGGUUGCUUUUUCCAAAACUGAAGCAGAGCAGGAACAACUCGAAGAAGUUACCAGAGGAACCUCCCAACCUUUCGUCCAAGAGCUGUACGAAUAGCUUCGGUACUCUUGCUGAGCUCAUCGAGGUGGAAGAAGAGUUCGAUGUUCCUGCAUACGAGCUGCGGUGCGACGACGCAACCACACUCAACGCCAAAACGUCCGCUAUCAAAGAUUCCAUUGGAAACUUUGUGGCGCUACAAGCGUGGCUGGCUGAAUCCCAAGCUAUCAUCGAGACCAUAAAGUCUAUAUGGACGUCUUUUGCAACCGGAGACCUGACCUUAUCGGCUGCAGGGUGGCUGACGAACAUGGCACAGCAAUGCGUUCGACACAUGGAAUUUCCCAACAACGUCGACUUCUCGAAGGCCUUAUUCUGUGGACAUAGACAUAUAAAAUACGGCACUGUACGACGCGGAGUCACUUUAGAAGAAUUAGGAGCAGCUGAGUUUAGCAAGAUUGCCAUUGACUCAUCAUUUGUCGUCGAAUUGACCCAUGGAUGCAGCAUGCAUUGGCCUUUUGCGCUUCUCGAACCCUUCGCUGACACAGAACAGCUUCCAGACUUUCCUGAAGAGAAGGCUCGCCGGCUCGAGAUUUACUUCCGCAGCGCUUCCGAAGAGCGAGUGACUAAGGAAAGCUUCGCGCAAUCUGUUAUACACUGGGUAGCCUGUACUCCAUCUGAGCUAAUCCCUGGGUUGACUGAGUACCCGGAUAGGGAUCACGAAGAAGAGAUAGAAACCAUCUGCAAGGACCGUUACGGCCAUGAUAGAAUUCUGCUUGCAUCUUUGGUCAAGGGCGCUUCUCAGCAUCCGCUCUACGAAGAAUACAACCCACAAUGUCCGCCGUUCGAUUGGGACUCCAAGUAUAUAGAGAAUGCCCUGACUGUCCCUCUUCUGUGUGAGCUCAAGAAAAAGGAAGGAUUUUCAGAUACCAUUGUAGCAGCGCAUAUGCUUCUUGAGAGUGGUCGAAGCUUCGUCCACAAAUCCGAGAAGAUAGGAAAACCCCCGCUCAACUGCCGAAUUCUCGUUCUGAGACGCGCAAACGAGGUUCCUGACGCGAUCGCUGAUCUAGAACGAGGAUGGACUUUCUUGCCGGUAGGUGAAUGGCUCGUGGAGCUGCUUGCCUCCAAGCUACACACAUUCCGCUCCAACAAGACUUUCGAUAUCUAUUCUCAGUCUCCCUGGGUUGCAGGAAGCCAGACGUCUAAUAUAUCAGACCUUUCGCUUUUCGUUGGACUCGAAAUACUUGGCGAAAGGAACUGCUUCGGGGCCGUUAUACAUCUCUACAACAUGUUGCAGCAGAUCCUGGAUGAAUGUGCGGAAAUUCCGAUACUAGAGCAUCUCAAGACUCUUUUCAGAUCGAAAGUCUUCCCAUGCAAUCAGGAGCCGCGAAGGGGCUUCGGCAAUACCUUUGGCUUGUUUCGUGGAGGUGCUAAGACGUACAAACACCCAGAGAUUGACAUGAGGAUAAUCGCUCGAGAUGGACGAAGAAAACCUGGUCGCGAGAAAGAGGUCUAUUCAAAGUUUUCACUAACACAUAUGUCUCUGGCAGCAUAUGAAAGUCUUUUUAGGGACUAUGCAUUCAGUCCCGAGUUCAUGCAUCGGCUUGCCGUAGAUCCCAAAGUACGUCGGAGGCAUGCGAAACUCUUCGACUGCUACUCGCCAUCGGAGCUCAUCCAGCGUGCGCGCGAGGUUCUUCGACCCGAGUAUGAUGGCACUUUCCCCGUAGCCCGACUGAAUUGUUUUGCCGUUCUUCGCCUUUGUCAGGAUAUACUGCUAGGGAUCGUAGCUCGUUUCAAGUCACUCGGCACAGCAGCAUGGCCACCAGAGGCCAAGGAACUACUCGAGGCAUUUGGGAUCAAAGAAGUAAGUGUCGAAAACGCCAUCUGUUACCUCACCAUGACGAUGCGGCUUGUUGACGGCAUGUGGUAUGGCGGCCACAAGAAUUUCAGUGGUAAAUACCACAAAAAGUUCAAGGACGCCAUCCUGGGCCUGACGCCAGUAGUAAUAAUGCGAGAAGUGAUCGCUGAGGUAUGCGAGGGUAAAAACGUGGAGGAUUUUCUAUGGAAAAAUGUUUGA
This is a messenger RNA of Alternaria burnsii, 2613 nucleotides long. RefSeq lists its product as uncharacterized. The coding region runs from base 1 to 2613 and encodes 870 amino acids. The transcript is spliced from 2 exons. NCBI's taxonomy places the organism in Eukaryota, Fungi, Ascomycota, Dothideomycetes, Pleosporales, Pleosporaceae. The record is from RefSeq and is a predicted model, not a curated record.